GGAUCCAAAAUGGCGGCAGUUGCAGUGGCCCCGCAGUAAAACCGAGCAGCGAGUGAAUGAAGUCAGCUGAUCUCUCUCUGCUGUCACGCAUCACAGCCACCAUCGUUUCUCUCUCGAGGCAAGACACUAAACCACCACCUCACAACUAGACGUCGGACUCAUAAAUCUGUGAAGAUGGACAUGUCCAAGCUGCCCAAGAUCAGGGAUGAGGAGAGAGAGAGCCAGUUUGGAUACGUUCAUGGAGUCUCCGGACCAGUGGUGACAGCCACGGCCAUGGCGGGAGCAGCCAUGUACGAGCUGGUCCGUGUCGGCCACUGUGAGCUGGUGGGAGAGAUUAUCAGGCUGGAGGGAGACAUGGCCACCAUCCAGGUGUACGAGGAGACAUCCGGUGUGUCUGUUGGAGAUCCCGUGCUACGGACAGGGAAACCUCUCUCCGUGGAGUUGGGUCCAGGAAUCAUGGGCUCCAUCUUUGAUGGUAUCCAGCGACCACUAAAGGACAUUAACGACCUCACACAGAGCAUCUACAUCCCCAGAGGUGUGAACAUCGGAGCCCUCAACCGAGACCUCAAGUGGGAGUUCAAUCCGUGCAAGAGCCUGCGGGUUGGCAGUCACAUCACAGGAGGCGACAUCUAUGGCAUGGUGCAUGAGAACUCCCUCAUCAGGCACAAGAUCAUGCUGCCUCCCAAAAACAGAGGAACUGUGACCUACGUGGCUCCGCCUGGAAACUACGACGUCAACGAUGUGGUGAUGGAGCUGGAGUUUGAGGGGGUGAAGGAGAAGUUCACAAUGGUUCAGGUGUGGCCCGUCAGACAAGUGCGACCGGUCACAGAGAAGCUGCCCGCCAAUCACCCGCUGCUGACCGGACAGAGAGUGCUGGACGCUCUUUUCCCAUGUGUGCAGGGAGGAACCACAGCCAUCCCCGGAGCCUUCGGUUGUGGAAAGACUGUCAUCUCUCAGUCCCUGUCCAAGUAUUCCAACAGUGACGUCAUCAUCUACGUAGGCUGCGGGGAGCGUGGUAACGAGAUGUCAGAAGUACUGCGAGACUUCCCCGAGCUCACCAUGGAGGUGGACGGGAAGACGGAGAGCAUCAUGAAGAGAACAGCGCUGGUGGCCAACACCUCCAACAUGCCUGUAGCUGCCAGAGAGGCCUCCAUCUACACAGGAAUCACGCUGUCUGAGUAUUUCAGAGACAUGGGAUACAACGUGAGCAUGAUGGCUGACUCCACCUCCCGUUGGGCCGAGGCUCUCAGGGAGAUUUCGGGCCGUCUGGCUGAGAUGCCUGCUGACAGCGGUUAUCCUGCCUACCUUGGCGCCCGUCUCGCCUCCUUCUAUGAGCGUGCUGGCAGGGUGAAGUGCCUGGGCAACCCUGAGAGGGAGGGCAGCGUCAGUAUCGUUGGAGCUGUGUCACCUCCUGGUGGUGACUUCUCUGACCCCGUCACAUCAGCCACCCUCGGUAUUGUACAGGUGUUCUGGGGUCUGGAUAAGAAGCUGGCUCAGAGGAAGCACUUCCCCUCUGUCAACUGGCUGAUCAGCUACAGCAAAUACACUCGCGCUCUGGACGAGUAUUACGACAAACACUUCCCGGAGUUUGUGCCCCUGCGUACCAAAGCCAAGGAGAUCCUGCAGGAGGAGGAGGACCUGGCUGAGAUCGUGCAGCUCGUUGGAAAGGCAUCGCUUGCAGAAACAGAUAAAAUCACCCUAGAAGUGGCCAAACUGAUCAAAGACGACUUCCUGCAGCAGAACGGUUACACUCCAUAUGACAGGUUCUGUCCCUUCUACAAGACCGUGGGCAUUCUCUCCAACAUGGUGUCUUUCUACGACAUGGCACGACACGCGGUGGAGACAACGGCUCAGAGCGACAACAAGAUCACCUGGGCCAUGAUCAAGGAGCACAUGGGAGAAAUCCUCUACAAGAUCAGCUCAAUGAAAUUCAAGGACCCGGUGAAGGACGGCGAGGCCAAGAUCAAGGCGGACUACGCUCAGCUACUGGAGGACAUGCAGAACUCCUUCCGCACAUUGGAAGAAUAGGCUCCCACCUCUCUCCACCUCCCUGGUUGUCAUCUCUGAGCCCUCCACUGCAGAAUCACAUUCCACCUCCUCGUAUUCCCGAAACACCCCACGUGCUCCCCUGUGCUCCUUUUUUGUGAGUGUGCGUGUGAGUGUGUGUGUGCGCGCCUUUUCAUGUGGAGGGAAAAGAGAAAGAUGUACUGUAUUCAUUAUCAUGUGUUGCCUCUUGUCGGCGUACUCUGGAUCCUCUGCAUGGUCGCUGAUCGUGCAUGCGUGUGUGGGUUUACCGUGUGUGUGACAGAAGUAUCUCUGCGCCGUUUUCUUCCUCUCUCUCUCUGUUUACAUGAUUUUUUUUUCUCCUGUGUGCGUAACCGUGUUGCUCUUCCUCAAGAGAAUUGUUCGGUUGAUGUAUUGUAAUUCAUGAACCAUCUGUACAGAAGAGUAUUGAAUAUAAAUUUAAUAAGAUCAGUCUAUUUAUUGCCAGCAUUUUUGACGUGAAGGCUUUGUUGUUCUUUCUUUUUUUUUGUUUUUGUUUUUGUUUUUAUGGUUGUGUUUCACGCCGUGCAGUGUCGUGUACUUUGCUGUGUGAAUGUGUAAGAGUCGGUGACGCUCUGCUGUCCAACACUUUUCAUCAUGUUACUCCCAAAGAAUUAAAACAUGGGGGAAGGAAAAAAAAAAAAAAA
Molecule: messenger RNA, 2690 nt
Organism: Acanthopagrus latus (yellowfin seabream)
Lineage: Eukaryota; Metazoa; Chordata; Actinopteri; Spariformes; Sparidae
Gene: atp6v1ab
Product: ATPase H+ transporting V1 subunit Ab
Exons: 15
Coding region: 175-2028 (617 amino acids)
Biological process (GO): proton transmembrane transport; ATP metabolic process
Cellular component (GO): proton-transporting V-type ATPase, V1 domain; lysosomal membrane
Molecular function (GO): ATP hydrolysis activity; ATP binding; proton-transporting ATPase activity, rotational mechanism
Source: RefSeq, a predicted model, not a curated record